AUAAAUAAGUGUGAGUUAAGGACUAAAUUGUGGAAAAUUAUUGUUUUGGGCUUAAUAGCCAAAAUUUCAAAAGUUGAGGGAUUUAAAAGAGGAAAGAAUUUGGAUAAGGACCGGGUAUUUUUUCUUCUUUCUUUCUUCAGCCUUGCCCGAUUCUGCUCUUCUUCUUUUCUUCCCCCUGCAUCGAACAAGAGCCCCAGCCACCACCGACGCCUUCCCUUGAGAGAAAUCAGUAAGAAGCUUGUGUUUUUCUCCUUUUUUCUUGUUCAAAAACCAGAUUUGGAGCCUUGAAACCUUCCCCCCUCUCUGCAAAAAUCCGGAUCUGCUUUGCUCUGUCCGUCCGGUUGCUGCUCUUGCCGGUUUGUGGGUGCGAAUUCUGGGCAUUUUUAGAUCCCCCUAAAUUCCCCUGCACUGCCUCCGGCUUCUCCCCCCUACUAGGUCCGGUUUGCAGCUGGAAAAUUCUGGUAUGUUGACAGCCCCUCCAAGCUUGAAAUCUCAUCAAUUAAUUGCUGAAUUUGUCCAUUUAAUUCCUGCCCCAUGUGCUGUCCGAAUUUUUUGAAAAAUGGGUAUGAAUUUGGGUAGUAAUUAGAGCAUAAUUAAGCUUAAUUCAUGUAUAAAUUGCUUGAGUUGGCUAAUGUGAUUUUUGGAGAAAAUCCCAUGAGAUUAGCUAUGGUUUUGUAAUUUUUGGAUGUGCAGUUACUGUUUACGGUACUAUUCACGAAUACUGUUCACACACUAAUGGCCAACAAUUAAUGGAGAUUUAAAUGUUUAGUUGUAAUAUAAGAACAAAUUUGAAGAUGUCCGAUCAUGUAGAGACUAAUAGAAAGAGCAUCGUGAUUAGGGGUAGUCCUAAGGAUGAUUUCACUUGAAUUUGUGAUAGUAUAGUAUUAAUUCUGAAAUAUUUUGAUUAGGUUUUUGAUCGUUAUGUUAGUUUAACAUCGAGAUCGAGUCUUUGGUUUUAUGCAAUUUGAGUGGUGGCGGGACUAAACCCAUUUUACACAAAUAUGAUUGAUUUGAAAUGAAAUUAUUAUUCUUUUUAUUGAUUUGAGCAUGUCUGUUUGGAGUUUAUUUAACUGCCCUGAUGAUCUAUAAAUUAUCUGUAAAGUAUGAUUUUCUGUUAACUUCUGCCUGUUUUGUCUCCAAUAUGGUUAUGUUAUUCGUGUGACCGCUAGUGGGAGAUUUAUAAACGCUAGCACAUGUCGACAUGUUACUAAUAGAACCGGUUCGUUUCUAUUAUCCUACUAGUGGGAUUAUACAUUAGUAAAUCGUGUGCCUGUCAGUGGGAGGUUUAUAAAACUGGCCAUGACCUAUAGAGGAGACGUCCAUUUCGUUCCCGUACUGUAUCCGUUUUUCGUGAUUACACUUGUUGGCAUGCUAUAAGUUUAAUUAAGGGCACUCCAUAUUUACUUACUGAAUUUAUCUCAUAGUUUUCCUUGUCCACCAUUUCAGGAAGCGAAAUCGAGAACGAGGAAAUCACGGGAAGCGACGAGUUAGAAGGCUAGCCAUUUCAAGAUUGAUAUAGAUUUUAGAAAUAAAUCAUGAUCUUGUAAACUAGACUUUAUUGGAGAUUUAUGAUAUUAGAGCAAAUUAUAAAAUUUGAUCUUCAGAUUUUGAUGGUAUCAGAUUGUGGUAUGAUAAGUUCUGAGCCUUGUGCAUUUGUGGGACCCUCUCACAAAUGCAUGACAUCUGGCACGAUGUCUGGCACGUCCUCGGAUUUGGAUUUUGGGGCGUUACAGAUUUAGUGGUAUCAGAGCCAAGUUGAAAUUAAGAGCUUAGGUUUAAAUUAAGAGCUUUGGAUUAAAUUAAGUACCUCCAGAUUGAGUGGCAUUAGAGUAGAUUGAGUGGUAUCAAAGCGUAGAUUUAAUUAAAUACUUAGGUUUAAUUGAAUACCUAGGAUUAGUUUGGAACUUGGCUGGCCAAUGGAUUUUAGAACCGUGGUGAGACGAGUGAUGGGGUUAUAUAAGGGAUGAUUCUGAUUCAUGUUGCUUGAAUUUUCUAAUCCAUUUGAUGAGAUGGUAAUCUAAUUGUCUUUGUUUCCUGCCUUCAUACCCUGUGUAGAUUCAUGAAAUUAAUCUUGCCCAUCAUGUUUUUAAGACUUUUUUUUGAAACUUGGUCUUUCUGAUAGUUUGCACGUGUUUAGACUUGUUAUUUGAAUAGAAUUUUUGUGUGCUC
Molecule: messenger RNA, 2169 nt
Organism: Rubroshorea leprosula
Lineage: Eukaryota; Viridiplantae; Streptophyta; Magnoliopsida; Malvales; Dipterocarpaceae
Source: the annotation of a GenBank genome assembly